AUGGGCGUCGCCACUUAUCACGGCAUGGGCCUGCACAUAUGGCAGUUUACACCGGAGCUCAACUCGGAAUAUUAUCUCUGGAUCGGCAUCUCCUCCGAAUUCUACGUUACGAGUCUAGCCGGCUUCAAGUGCGCUCUACUCCUGCUCUAUCUGCAGCUCUUCGGUAUCAAUCAGAAGUUCAGGAUAGCAUGCUAUCUCACCAUGUUUUACACGCUUGGCUAUCUUACUUGCAACGCCCUUACCGAGUUUUUUGGUUGCCAUCCCAUAGCGAAGAAAUGGAAUGACGACCUUCCCGGGUGGUGUAUCAACAGAGUUGUAGUGAAUAUCAUUUACGGAGCUGGCCAUAUGACAAGCGACCUCAUUAUCGGUAUCCUACCCCUGGUAAUGGUAUGGAGAUUACAGUUCCGAACGACGAGGCAGAAGAUUGGGCUCAGUCUCGUGCUUAGCUGUGGUCUUAUUGCCUGGGCUGUGGCCUGUGUCCGCUGGGCGUUCUCGACAUAUGACUCGUUAUCGUAUGACCGGCCUUGGGGGGAGCGAAGGAGAGAAAGGCGAAAAAUUAGAUCCUCUACCAUCCUAUUCUGCGGCUCCGAUGAAUUCAGCUGUGCCUCCCUCGAAGCACUGCACCAGGAGCACUACGCAACCCGGAGCUCAUUCAGUCUAUUGAUGUUCGUAGUCCGGCCGGGUAAGCGCACGGGGAGGGGAAACAAGAUCAUCCAACAUCCACCGAUUAGAGACCUAGCUACUAGGCUGGGCCUUCCGAUCCACGAGAGGGAUACUUUACAGGAUGGGAUGUAA
Molecule: messenger RNA, 795 nt
Organism: Daldinia childiae
Lineage: Eukaryota; Fungi; Ascomycota; Sordariomycetes; Xylariales; Hypoxylaceae
Product: putative integral membrane protein
Exons: 4
Coding region: 1-795 (264 amino acids)
Source: RefSeq, a predicted model, not a curated record